Necator americanus (New World hookworm) is the source of this 363-nucleotide messenger RNA. RefSeq lists its product as uncharacterized. NCBI's taxonomy places the organism in Eukaryota, Metazoa, Nematoda, Chromadorea, Rhabditida, Ancylostomatidae. Bases 1 to 363 code for a protein of 120 amino acids. The transcript is spliced from 3 exons. The record is from RefSeq and is a predicted model, not a curated record.
AUGGUUGUGGGCCUGCUCUAUAGUGGCGAUUUUCCCAUUGGACCACAAAAUAUUGUCCAUUCGCUGCAGACUGAACUCUUCUACGAGCUUACGUUAGCAGCCAAGAAAACAUGGAGAGAUAAAAAUUAUCCAGAACGUUUGUCUAUAUAUGUCUCCUUCGCCAAGCUCUGCAAAAGCUAUCUAGAUGUCGCUGACGAAGAAUCCUUCAAGAUCUGUGACACAAUGGCUAAAGAGGCGAAGUUCCUUGGCAAAGGUAACUUGGACGACGAUCAAUGGAAGGAGUCAAACCGUUCGAUUGACCUCAUUAAGAAAUUAAUAGGAGAUGCACUACAUGAACGAGAAUUAAUGGAAGAUUCGGAAUAG